AGGUUUAUUGAUAUUGAAUACUAGAUCUUGUAUCGUUAAGAAAGUAAGGCAUUUGUUUGAAUAUAAAAGGCAAAAUAGUUUGAUACUGGAAUGGGACAGGGCCAGAAGAAUGAUCUCACACGUACUGAUAUACCUUUGUCUGGCAAGUGGAAUUAAAGGUGCUUUUUGUGUAAACGUUACAUUACUUCCAAGCUCGGCCGACGUUGUAGAAAACGGAAAAAUAAAUUUGACAUGCUAUAACGAUGAACAGAAAGGUGAUGUUGCAGUCUGGACAAACUCGAAUGGACUAGCAGAGUCGGUAACGAUAUAUAACAAUUCGAAGUGCACAGUAGCUGGAUUUCUAGCGAAUACCUCCUUGUACACAACGUACUGUAUGGGAGGCGGGUCAUUUGUGUUGCAGCUGAACAAUGUUGACAGACGAAUGCAUGACGUAUCGUGGAUAUGUGCAUAUCGCUUCGAGGAUGGGAUACAAGUUAAAAGUAACAAUGCAUCUGUUUAUGUUAUAGUUCCUGUUAAGUAUAUUAGAAUUAUUGAACUAAACGAAGAUAAGAGCAAUACAGUAAGUGUGAUAGAGAAGCACCAAACUACUCUCAAAUACAACGUGUCGUUCAGUCGUCCAUCACCAAACGUCAGUUGCUUUCUUUGCAUGAAUGAUAACUCAAUUACGCUGCAUGUUGGGAACUUCAUACCAAACAGAUGGAAAUAUGAAAUGGUAUUUACUUUCAACAGGACGUUCAAUGGAUGGAUGAUACAUUGUAGUGCGAGUAACAUGCAAACUGUUACUGUUACUUCGAAGCGACUAAAUCUUAACGUGUUAUGUAAGUUUUGCAAUCCGCGUUUUGUUGUUUCGUCAAUUUGAUUAAACAGGCGAAGUUUUA
This is a messenger RNA of Mercenaria mercenaria, 878 nucleotides long. RefSeq lists its product as uncharacterized. The transcript has 4 exons. The record is from RefSeq and is a predicted model, not a curated record. NCBI's taxonomy places the organism in Eukaryota, Metazoa, Mollusca, Bivalvia, Venerida, Veneridae. Bases 110 to 859 code for a protein of 249 amino acids.